UUUUAAAGAGUUUGAAAGACAAAUACUUAUAUACAUGUACAAUGAUUGUUACUGAAGAGAAGGACAGAUAUUCAGAAGAAAUAGACAUCCCACAUGUCCCAGCAGAACAAAAAUCAGCAUCCCAUAAAAGUUUGAUCCAGAUUACACAAGAAAAAGAAAUAAAUCAGCUUGAAGAAGAGAUCAAAAUUUUAGAAAGUUUGCUUCAGCAAAGAAAAGAAUUACUUAACAAGCAUUUUGAAAAGAAACAUAGCAAUGUUGAUAAAUCCCCAAAAACAGUAGAAGAUUACAAAGAGGAAUGUGAAGAUAUCCAAAGGAAGAUUGAGCUUACAACAAAAUUAGCAGGAAUAUCAAUUCAAGAGCUGACCCAUAAUUCAUUAAAAUCAGGUGAUAUUGUGCGAUAUAAUCUGAAGGGACAGUGUAUGGACAUUUCAUUUAAAGUAGAAUUUGAAUGCCUAGAAACUAAUGAAGAUGACAACAGUUUAAAAAUAACUAAACUGGAUAUAUAUGUUCCUGAAAAUAUACAGGAUGAAUUACAGAAAUGUCUAAUCAGCAUGUCUGAGGACAGAUCUAUUUGGAGUUUUUUCCAGUUGAUUGUUCCAUACUCUAGAUGGCACAAACAAAGAAUAAAAACAUUUCAACAUUUUGUUGACAAAUAUCCAGAUUCUGUUAAAGUGGAGGAGGAAAGUUUCAUUCCAUAUCUAAUCAUCAAAAAUAAUACAGUGUCACAAGGUCCUGUUUUUUGUAUCAGUUGGAAGUUUGAAGUAGACCAAGUUUAUAGAGCUAAGUCAAGAUUAACACUUUCAAUGAAGAUUCCUGAUUACAUUGAACAGCAAGAUAAGGACCAAACAUUACAGAGAUCCACAGAAAGAUUUGAAGACACAGUAGAAGAAUUAGGAAUUGAACAUGCCAUUGAAACUAUUAUUAAAUUAGCUUCACUUUGUAAAAAUUAGAUAUAUUUGGAUAAGACUACAUUGUUGCUCUAGUUGUAGAAUUGUACAGAUAAAUAAAAAUUCAUGUUAUUGUUCA
Molecule: messenger RNA, 1026 nt
Organism: Mytilus trossulus (common blue mussel)
Lineage: Eukaryota; Metazoa; Mollusca; Bivalvia; Mytilida; Mytilidae
Product: centromere protein P-like
Exons: 9
Coding region: 42-950 (302 amino acids)
Biological process (GO): CENP-A containing chromatin assembly
Cellular component (GO): chromosome, centromeric region; nucleus
Source: RefSeq, a predicted model, not a curated record